Molecule: messenger RNA, 1914 nt
Organism: Siniperca chuatsi (mandarin fish)
Lineage: Eukaryota; Metazoa; Chordata; Actinopteri; Centrarchiformes; Sinipercidae
Product: arf-GAP with dual PH domain-containing protein 2-like
Exons: 11
Coding region: 195-1337 (380 amino acids)
Biological process (GO): positive regulation of GTPase activity
Cellular component (GO): plasma membrane; intracellular membrane-bounded organelle
Molecular function (GO): phosphatidylinositol bisphosphate binding; GTPase activator activity
Source: RefSeq, a predicted model, not a curated record
AAACUUCAUGAUGCUGUGCUGGUAAGAGGAAAUGCUGGGCUGCUGACCAGUGAGAAGAAAUUUUGUUUUUCUCCUGCUACAGAGCAGAAUAGCUCUGUACCAUUUUAUGCAUAGAGUCAAUAUGGAGUUGAUACCUAGUAGCUCUUUUGCUGGUACUCAACUGUCAAUCUGACAGAAGCAAACUACCUUCACAUAUGGCCAGUCUGGAAAGAAAUAACAAAAUCCUGUUCGAUUUGGUGCGACAGCCAGGUAACAACGUGUGUGCUGACUGUGGAGCUCCUGAACCUGACUGGGCCUCCUACACUCUUGGUAUCUUUGUGUGCCUGAACUGCUCAGGGCUGCAUCGUAAUUUGCCUGAUGUCAGCAGAGUGAAAUCCAUACGUCUUGAUCUCUGGGAUGAUUCACUAGUAGAGUUCAUGCGGGACAGGGGAAAUUCAGCAGCCAAAGCCAUUUAUGAGAAGUGUGUCCCGGCCUUCUUUUACCGACCACAACAAAAAGACUGCGUUGUUCUUAAGGAUCAGUGGAUCCGGGCAAAGUAUGAAAGAAGGGAAUUCACAGGAGAAAACAACUACUUUCAGCAAGCUUAUAGCAAAGACCUGUUCGAGUCAACGCUGUGGAAGAAGGGCAAAGACAACAAGCAGUUUCUCAAGAGGAUCUUCCUGCUGUCCCGGAAAGACUUCACCCUCAGAUACUUUAUCAAAGAGGAUUCCAAGGUUCCCAAAGCUGUCAUCUCCAUGAAGGACCUGAAUGCAGUUUUCCAGCCAGAGAAGAUAAGUCAUGCGCACGGUCUGCAGAUCUCCUACCUGCACAAUGAACGUAUGAGAAAUCUUUUUGUUUAUCACGAGGAUGGACAGGUAAUUGUAUCCUUGUUCAAUGCUUUUCGGGCAACGCGCUUGGCGUACCUCCAGAAGAAACAUCCCACUCUUCGAGAUAAUGAUUUAAUACCUCAGAUAACAACACAUUGCCUGAAGGAGGGGUUCAUGGAAAAAACUGGCCCAACGCAGCGGGAGCCAUUCAAGAAGAGGUGGUUCACACUGUGCUCAAACAACAGAAAACUUCUAUAUUUUAAAACUCCACUGGAUGCUACGGAGCGGGGUGCUGUCUUCAUCGGCACAGAGAGCCAUAGCUACUCCGUUUCAGAGAGCAGUGGCCGGAGCACAAGGGGAGGCCGGUGGCACUUUGGCAUCACGCUGCAGACUCCAGACAGGGAGUUUGUGUUUAUGUGUGAGCAGGAGCAGGAGCAGAAGGAGUGGGUGGAGGCCUUCAGAAAGGUCAUCUCUCAACCCAUGACCCCAGAGGACUACGCUAAUGAAGCCAACUUGAGAAGGGGGAAAUGACUGGACCAUUCCCCAUUUCCCGGGUUUGCAGGAGUUCAGGAUGCAAUAAGUAUCCUUUUGGGACAUAACAGACUGAAAGCCUUACUUUCAAAAGAUGCUCCUGAACCUGUCUAGGGGGAUUAGAGAAAUGGAGACAAACUCUCUCUUUUACUGGCAGGACUGCUCGACACCGCUGACAAAUGAUCAGCACUUUGCACAGACUACAGUGUCUGUGAUUACAAUGUGACACCUUGGAGAAGUUACUGUCACAGCUGUGACACUUCGAUGCACAUCAGAAGCAGCAUUUCUUGAAUUUAUUGCCACUGUUGUUGCCACAAUGACACCACAUAAAAUAAUUAUUUGCAACACAUUAUGAAUAAACUGGAACCAAAGAUUGUAUUCAUUAAAAUAAGGACUACAAUGUAUGUAUAAUUUGCUAUUGUUUGUAGUUAUUUUGUAUUUUAACUCAAUUUGCACAUUUUGAAAAGAUUAGUUUCAUCUUUCAAUCUUUCUCACACACUGUUUCAUUUUAGCUAUCUAUAUAGUUCUGUAACACUGAAAGCUCUUCAUAAUUUUAAUAAACUGAAUACACAAUUAA